AUGCCUCUCCAUCCCAUGAGUGUCUUCGAUCGGCUCUACAAAGAUGCCAUCCGAAGGCAGAACCGCUCACAGGAGAAGUGGGUGGUGGACAUGCGAAACGCGCAGCAAGAGACCUGGGAGCGCAUCCUGGGCAUUUACGAUGGCCCACCUCUGACGAAGGAGCAAGUCAAUGCCUUGGUGGAGAACGGACUGAUCGACAUCAGGAUGUUCGGCAUGGAGCCCAGGGAGCCCAGGGAGCCACCUGCUCCCCGAAUGACCUGCCCUCGCUGCGGCUCCACCAUGAGGGCCACCACGCCCGACAGCACUGUGAGCACCCAGCCGCCGCGGCCGCACACGCACGGUGCGAGCCUGUCGGAGCGCUCCAAACCGAAGCUCGAGCGCGUUCGGACCUGGGCCGGCACCGUCACAUCCUUGCGGGCGGCAGGAGCUGUUGCAGUUCCCCAAGGUACUUUGACCUACACGAAUGCUGAGGCUUUCGCACGGAAGGAGCUCUACCUUGACAUUGUGGGCUUCCAUCCCGUGGCACCAGAGCGGAAAACUUUUGCCAUCGUCAGCGAAGCGGACCAGUACAAGAAGCACUGCCGUCUACAGCGCUUCAACGAGCCCCAUCCACUGGACUUGCCGCUGCCGUCCCCGACUUCGCAGAUGACAAGCCCCAAGAACAUGGAUGCCUCCCCGAUGUCCAAGUCGGAAGCUGCCUUCUCUCCUGACGGUCCACCAGUAUCUCCAGCAUCUCCUAGCAGAGAGGCACCCCCAAGCUUCACGCUCACUCCUACUUCUUCGGCGAAGCUAGGGCCUGCACCGACGACAACGCUCGACGCAAGCGCGAUGACGUUGGACCUUCGGGAAGCGCAGGUGAAAUCACCGCCUCCAAUGCUAUCUGAGCCUGCGGCGCCGCCAAUUCAGCAGCGGCGCAUAUCAGCCAGAGAUGCGAAGAUUGUGGAAGGCUUUGGGGAGGGCAGUGGCGUUCUCAGCCCUUUGCUGCAAGCCGCACUGAAUCUCACAAAGAUCCCCUUCGAAGAGCGGCGAUGGAAGGUCAUGGGUCUCUGCUUGACCCUCUUCUGUCUACUUCUUGGAGAGGCAGCCACCGCACGUCGCUACGCGAAGGUGCAUGGCAACCUCAUGACGGCCCUUCAGAAGAGGAAGACCACGGCCUUCCGCUUCGGGCUUUGGAAGGUCGGCCAGGUCAUCCUGACCAUCAGUCCCAUCGUGGCGCUGCGGGAGUAUGUUGCAGGUGUGCUGGAGCUCACAUGGCGUGAAUCCCUGACCCGGCGCCUGGUAGGGCGGUACCUGUCGGAUGGAACUGCAUCAAAGCGGCAGUCCUUCUACAGCCUCACGCUGACUGGAGACAUUGAUAACCCAGAUCAGCGGAUUUGUCAGGAUGUGGGGAACUUUGUGCACACCGCUGUGUCGUUGUCGCAAGACCUGGUGAGGACCCUGUUAAGCAUCCUAGCUUUUGCGCCGACCCUGUACGCCAUCUCUCCCACAGCAUGCUUUGGGGUAAUUGCAUAUGCCAGCUUGGGGACGCUCAUUGCAACACGCGGCUUUGGUGCCUGGUUGGGCCUAUAUCAGAUGAAAUGCGUACAGCAGGAAGCUGGCCUUCGAUACAAACUUAUCCGUGUUCGUGAGAAUGCCGAAUCCAUUGCGUUCUUUGAGGGGGGAGAGGCCGAGCUUCGGAAGUUUGACACGGCCUUCACGACAUUGCUUGAUACCGCGUACCGGCGAGUUCUCGUGGCCUGUGGCUACGGCAUGUUGAACCGCAACUUCCAGUGGGCUACCUUCGUAGUGACACCUGUGUUGGUCGGGCCGGCAUACCUCAAGGGCAAGGUGGAGUUUGGUGUCAUUGCCCAGACCAGCAUGGCCUUCAACAGCAUUCUGGGUGCAAUGUCAUUAGUCAUGCAGCGCCUGGAAACGCUCAGUGACGUGUCUGUGCGAAUGCAGCGGCUGCAUCACCUGGACCUGGCCCUCCAAGCCUGUCAAGCUGAACGUGCUGCAUGCCAGGAGCCGGGAGUACGUGGCCUUGGGUGUAUCUACUCUGAAGUUGCAGAGGGCUCCGUGCGUGUGCGCUUCCGAGACGUGACCCUGAAGACGCCCCUCCGGGCAGAUGUGCCACCGAGGGUGCUCUGCAGCCGUCUGAGCUUCGAGCUGCUGGACGGGCAGUCGCUGCUGGUGACGGGCGAGAGCGGAAUUGGAAAGAGCUCACUGUUGAGGGCAGCCGCCGGGCUUUGGGCAAAUGGCUCAGGUACAAUACAGUUGUGCAAAAGGCAGCACGUAUUCUUCAUGCCUCAAAAGCCAUACAUGUUCUUGGGAUCUUUGCGCAGCCAGCUUCUGUAUCCACGCGUUGACGAUCUCUUGGUCAGCGACCUUGAGCUCAAGGAGGCCCUGCAGCGGGUGCGCUUGGGCGAUUUAUUGGAGCGACAUGAUCUGGACGACACCAAGGACUGGACCAGCAUUUUGUCACUGGGACAGCAGCAGCGCAUCAACUUCGCGCGGCUCCUGCUGAGGCCAAAGUCGGAGUUGGCUCUGAUGGAUGAGUGCACCUCAGCCUGCGACGUGCACAGCGAGUCCCUCCUCUACGAGCAUCUGCAGAAACAGCUCCACAGCUACGUGUCUGUGGGACACCGCCCUGCCCUCCGGAAGUUCCACACCCACGUCCUGUGGCUUCGGCAUGUGAAGAGCGACCUGCGGCAGCCCCGAGCUGAGGGCUUGUUCCUGCCGAUGUCAGAGUUCCAAUCGCUCAACCCAGCGUAA
Symbiodinium pilosum is the source of this 2751-nucleotide messenger RNA. The record is from the annotation of a GenBank genome assembly. Lineage: Eukaryota; Dinophyceae; Suessiales; Symbiodiniaceae.